Durusdinium trenchii is the source of this 2382-nucleotide messenger RNA. NCBI's taxonomy places the organism in Eukaryota, Dinophyceae, Suessiales, Symbiodiniaceae. The record is from the annotation of a GenBank genome assembly.
AUGGACGCAGUGGAUGCAGUCGAAAUUCAGAUCUGCGUGGACAACCAAGUCAAAGAUGGAGUGUGCAUGCAGAGCGACGAAAUGCGAGCAAUGCCAGAGCUGGCCUUCCAUGUGAUUUGUCAGCGCGUAGAACAGGCCCUGUGUGGCAAGGUGCUGAAGCGAAUUACGUACAUCGAUGAUGAGGGAGACGCAUGCACGCUGACCAAAGGAAGCUUGGCCGAUGCGUUGGACCAAUGCAGGAAUGGUCUUUUGUACCUCCACGUCGUCGAGGAGCCACAACCAAGUCCCCAACAAAGCAACGGUCCUUCAGAGGAUGUCAAGGUCGUGCACUCGAAGUUGGGCUUGGAAUACGUUGCCUUCACGGAAGGGGUUCAGGCAUGGUCCGACCGAGAGUAUGUGUACAAGAACAUCCCGGAAGACCUGAUGGCCUCCACUUUGAUCCGAUCGGAGCACAUCGUGCCGACCAACACAUCCUUUCGGGUGGAGGUGCCCGCUGGGGCGGCGAUCUACAUCUUCAGCGAGGCGCAUCGAGAUGGAGGCUUCCCAGCACUUGGAUGGCAAAAGUGCGAUGCCAAGCGCUUUCGCUGGGAGCAGAAGAGCUCUGGAAAGUCUUAUGCAUUGAGCCUUUGGAAGUGUCAUGCCGGGGGCGUGCCGGUCACCAUCCCUGUGAACGAAUCUCUUGUGGGUGGUAUUGCAGUGAAGGUGACGACACCAUACUCUCAAGCCGAGCAAGCGCUGCGGAAGCUCUAUGGCCUCGUUGGUGAAGGCAACAUGAAGAAGACAUGGCAGAAACUUGGAGAAGCAGGUCUUGCACUUAUGGCCAAGCAUCAAGAUGUUUGGAAAGAUGACUGGAUCCCCUUGAUCCAACCCCUGCACUGCCUCAACAGCGGCAAUUUUCAUGAACAAGAAUUGCCAUCCUUUGUGCAGCUGGCUCUCGAUCUCUAUCAGAAGAUGGACGAUGGGCUGAAAACAAGUAUCGCUAGCUCGUUCAAAAGCACCAUCGACCAGCUCCUGGAGGAACAACCCUUGGAGAUUCACCCGAACAUCAUUUGCGACGGUUGUGAGACAGACCCGCUGAUCGGCAAGCGUUACAAGUGCCUGACAUGCAAGGACUACGAUCUUUGUCAAGUUUGCUAUGCCAAUCAUGACUCAGUCCAUCCAGGCCAUGAGUUCGAGAUCAGGCCUGGCCUUUUGUGUGAGAGCCGCCCUCAUCUUGAAAUCUCCGUGACCUGCGAUGGAUGUGGCAAGCGACCUCUUCAGGCUGAGGAUCGCUUCAAGUGUUCCGACUGUGCCGACUAUGACUUAUGUGGUCAGUGCUUUCAGGGCAGAAGUCUUAUCCACCCCGUGCACGACAGCUGGGACUACAUGGGACAGAGACUUUGCCAUCCAAGUGCUCCGCCAGCUGAGCCUGAAGCUGAGGCAUGCUUCGAGGAGACCAUGAAGAGCCCUGGACCAACCUGCGAAGCUUCCCUCAUGGAAACCAAGGCUUCCUCGGAACCUCCGGAGCUCGCCAAGGCCAUGGAGAUGCAGUCCGAGGUAGAGAUCCCUGCACCAUUUGCACUCACUGACAUGGAGCAGGAAAAGACCCCUGCACUCGAGCUGCCGAAGGAUAUGCCCGAACCGAAACAGGCCUGGCUCGAGGAGGAGGAGAUGCUGCCGGCAGUCAUCAGUGAAGCUGAGUUGGAUCCCAAGGUGGCGGCUGCCGCGUUGGCCAAGCUGAUGUCCAGCACAAACGCAUCACUUCGUGAAGCAGCCCACAGGGCCUUUAGUGAAGCGGCUUUGGAAGUCGCUUUGCGCACCGCAAGCUCCAAGCCGGGAAGUCCGAGUCAGGCACAGGAGUCGGGAUCAGACAUUUCUGACGACUGGGAGAGGCUGGAUGGAGUUGGAUCUGAGAACACUUCUGAGAACGAGGAUUGGCAGAUGGAUGUCGCACCACAGGGCGAGCAACCUCACGUUCCUUUUCGUGUCAAGGUUGUGUUCGUCUCUCAUCUCCUGAGUGACACGAAGCUGAUGAAGCCCUGCAACAACCUGAUGAAGCUCUCACCCUGGCAGGGAGCCGAGGCCUUCCUGCUCGAAAAGUUGGAAAUCCACCACGCCGCCGCACUACAUACCACGAAAGCGCUGGUCAAGAUCGUGGUCGUCAACGAUGGCGCUGAAGCAUGGCCAGAGGUGUGUGCUUUGAAGCUCCAGGAAGGCCCUUCAUGGGGCUUUUUAGAGAUGCCUUUGGGACCCGUGAAGCCGGGCGAGACGGUCGAGCUUGUGAUGGAUCUUGCCUUCAAUCCUGGCACUUGUGGAGAAACUUUGACCUCUGCCUGGGCGGUGGUGGAUGAGAAUGACACACCCCUUGGACCGCCCCUGCUGCUGGAAGUGAUGCGGACCUAG